Messenger RNA from Prunus dulcis (almond), 1486 nucleotides. RefSeq names its product homeobox-leucine zipper protein HOX11. The record is from RefSeq and is a predicted model, not a curated record. The coding region runs from base 175 to 1227 and encodes 350 amino acids. Gene Ontology annotation, biological process: regulation of DNA-templated transcription. Gene Ontology annotation, molecular function: sequence-specific DNA binding; DNA-binding transcription factor activity, RNA polymerase II-specific. NCBI's taxonomy places the organism in Eukaryota, Viridiplantae, Streptophyta, Magnoliopsida, Rosales, Rosaceae. The transcript is spliced from 4 exons. Gene Ontology annotation, cellular component: nucleus.
GAGGGCGUUUGUGUCGAUCUCUGUGUUUACACAUUAAAAAGAUUGGAUAGACAUAAUCUUCUCGUAAGACUAUUGGUAUAGUACUUGUUCACUUUGGCCUCUUUUUAAACUCCUCAUCUCCUUCCUUUCCACCAAGUAUUGUUCAACAACAACAAAAAAAACAUCCCCAAAAAUAUGGAGCUAGCUCUGAGUUUGGGUGAUGCUUCAAAGCCAUUUCUUUUCCUUGACAAAGCCCCAAAGAUGGGUAGCAAAGAUCUAGGGUUUUGCAUGGGCUUGGGAGGUGCUUUCAAUGCAAGAUCAGAUGAGAGUAGAGAGAGUACCCAUGAAGGAGACCAUGAUCAAGAUGAGAGAAGAAGAAGAAGGGUUUCAUCAGAUCCACCUGUUCAGCUUAAUCUGUUGCCUUCUGCCCCAGUUCCUCGAAGCCAUGCUUCUUCACAGCUUCGCUUCCCCUGGCUCACUGAUAAUCUGGCAGUGUCUGAACCGGCCGGUUCAUCAGACGGACCGGGAAGAGGGUUGGAUGUGAACCGGAUGCCGGGGAUGGUAGCUGCGGCGGAGGAGGCAGAAGAUGCGGCGGCACCUCUGUCAUCUCCGAACAGUACAGUUUCAUCGUUUCAGAUGGACUUUGGAGUUGGAAAUGGAGGAAGAUCAAGUAAGAGAGAUUUGGAGCUUGAAACUGACAGAGCGAGUUCCAGAGCGAGUGAUGACGAGGACAACGGGUCGACUCGGAAGAAACUCAGGCUCUCUAAAGACCAAUCGGCUUUUCUUGAAGAGAGCUUCAAAGAGCACAGCACUCUCAAUCCUAAACAAAAACUUGCUCUGGCUAAACAGUUGAAUCUUCGUCCACGCCAAGUGGAAGUGUGGUUUCAGAAUCGAAGAGCAAGGACUAAAUUGAAGCAGACAGAGGUAGAUUGCGAGUACUUAAAGAGAUGCUGCGAAACACUGACAGAUGAGAACAGAAGGUUACAAAAAGAGCUGCAAGAAUUAAGAGCAUUAAAAACUUCUCAACCUUUCUACAUGCAGCUUCCUGCCACAACCCUCACCAUGUGCCCCUCAUGUGAGCGAGUGGUUACCACAGCCGCAGCCAACACAACCAACAACAACAACAACAACAGCAACAACAACAGUUUAAAGUCUGCUCUAACCAAGCCAAGGUUACAUCACCCUUUUGCUCAAGCCCAAGUCCACAUGCAGCAUCAGGUUCAAGCCAGCAAAGGAGCUGCUGCAUGAGAUGUCAAUAUAGAAUCUGAAUAUCUUGUUCUCCAUUCCAUUUGUAUAUAUUUUUGGCUUGGAGCUGGGUUUUUUUAAUUUUAUUUUAGUUUAUUUUACUUUUUUUAGUUUUGGUUUUCCCAAUCUUUUGUCUCUGCGGUUUCUUUCUUUCUUGUACGUGUUGGAAGCCAGAGACUGAAAAUGGUGAUGAUAUAUUUGUUUAUUGAUGAGAAAAGUAGAAACGAUUUUGCUAGAAGAAACCUUUAUUUGUGUUUUUUUC